GUUCCUUCUCAGCUUUGGGACUUUGUUUUUACAGUGAAACUGCGGGGAGGAAAUUCCACGGCAACACUCGUAAUUAGACACACGGUGUCUCGUGUUAUCUGAUUACUCUGCCAAGCAUACGGCGUGCACGGUCGACCCAGAAAAGCCAGCCCGUCGGUCAGCACGAUGGCUAAUCAGCAGAAGAGGAGUGCAACUUUUUUUACUAUCGGAUUGAUAUUUCUGCUGAACGGCAUCGAGUACGCUGUCAUUCUGCCUACGAUCUGGAGGUAUCUGCAGAUUCUGGAGGCCCCUCCGUACUUCCUGGGUCUGGGUCUAUCGGCCUUCAGUCUGACUGGGCUGCUGACAGGUCCGAUUUUUGGACUGUGGUCAGACCGCAUCAAAACUACAAAGACCAUAAUCCUUUUCUCCAAUCUGUUUGAGAUAGCAGGUAACCUCAUGUAUUUUAUUGGAUAUUCAAAGUGGCUAUUGUUGUGCAGUCGGCUUGUAGCAGGGGUCGGUGCAGGAGCAGGUUCCUCCAUCUUUGGUUUCCUGACACGGAGUACCAGUCCAGAAGAGCGUGCCGGUGUCUUUGCUGCCAUCAUGGCCUGUCGACAAGCAGGCCUCCUCAUUGGGCCGGCCUUCAAUCUGUUCCUGCGGCUGUGCGACUUCAAACUGGGGCCCUUUGUAGUCAACAAGUAUACGUCUCCUGGGAUCUUCAUGUGCCUGUUGUGGGUGCUGCUCCAGUUUGUUGUUCUGGUUCUGUACUGGGACAUUCCACCUGAUGCCUCAGCACAAGUGGGCACCGCGCUGAUGGAGAUGAAGGAGGAGGAGGAGGAGCCCUUGGUGGCCGGUGAGGAGGAGUCGGUGCACUCUUACAGUGCUGUCAUCUCUGAACUAGCAGAGACCUCGGCCUCCUCGGAAUCUGGUGCCUCGAUGGACUCAGAUCCCUUCAGGAACUUCAGCGUGAGCAGAGAGUUCCUGAGAGAGGAAGUGCUGGUUCUCCUCACGGCUCAGUUCAUCACUCUCUUCAAUCAAACAGCGCUGGAGACCAUGGUCACACCUCUGACGCAGCGCUAUUUCAACUUUGGCGAGCUGGGCAACAGCCUGAUGUAUGGCCUGUGUGGGGUGGAGGUCAUCCUGGGCUUCUUUUUCAUGCGCUGGCUGAGCAUAAAGGUGGAAGAUCGCGCCAUGCUGGCUGCCGGCCUGCUCAUCUGCUGCACUGCCUGUAUCUGGUGCCUCGCCUUCCUAUGCAAACCACAAGGUGGUUAUGUUUGGGAACUGUCAGUCUUCAUCAUCGGAGUGUUCCUGCAGCUGCUGGGGCUUCCCUCCGUGGCUGUGUCUCAAGUGUCUCUGUUCUCCAAAGUCACAGCAGAGAAGACACAAGGUUUCAGCCAAGGUGUUAGACGUUCAGUUGGGGGCCUUGCCACUAUUUUGGGUCCUUUGUGGGCUGGAGGACUGACCAACAAUUUAUACAUCAUGCUUGGCAUGAUGCUGGCUCUCCUCACGGUGAUCACAGUUAUGACGGUAUUGUCCUACGAGCGUCUGGCUGAGCCCAGGGCGGUGCAGUGCGCCCACAGCUCUGACAGUGGAGGAUAGAGCUGCGCCAACAGAGCAGCUCCAUGGCUGACA
Messenger RNA from Thalassophryne amazonica, 1608 nucleotides. RefSeq names its product major facilitator superfamily domain containing 8-like 2 (gene mfsd8l2). Gene Ontology annotation, biological process: transmembrane transport. The record is from RefSeq and is a predicted model, not a curated record. Gene Ontology annotation, molecular function: transmembrane transporter activity. Bases 166 to 1575 code for a protein of 469 amino acids. The transcript has 11 exons. Lineage: Eukaryota; Metazoa; Chordata; Actinopteri; Batrachoidiformes; Batrachoididae.